Molecule: messenger RNA, 675 nt
Organism: Macrosiphum euphorbiae (potato aphid)
Lineage: Eukaryota; Metazoa; Arthropoda; Insecta; Hemiptera; Aphididae
Source: the annotation of a GenBank genome assembly
AUGUUUAAAAAUACUUACACUCGAUAUAAGAUCCCGAGCAGGCACCCUAAUAUUGUGCGUAUGUUUGGAUAUUUCCAUGAUGAAACUAGAGUAUUUAUGAUCCUAGAAUAUGCACACAAAGUGCUGUACAACGAAUUGCAAGCACAAGAAAAUCAACGGUUCUCUGAAGAUCGGGCAGCAUUUUAUAUUAAGCAAUUAACAGAAGCGCUGAUUUAUUGCCAUGAUAAAAAUAUUAUACAUCGAGAUAUAAAACCAGCGAAUCUUUUAAUUACCAAAGGAGGUGACUUAAAAAUUGCUGAUUUCGGGUUGUCCGUACAUUCAAAGGCUAUUAUAAAGCGUACGACACAAUGUGGAACCCUGGACUAUAUGCCACCUGAAAUAGUUAGCGCAAACUCUUAUGACAAAUCAUUUGAUGUUUGGAGUGUAGGUGUAUUAUUAUAUGAGAUUUUAGUGGGUAAACUACCUUUUGGAGCUUCAACAUUUGAAAAGACGAAAGCAAGGAUAUCAAAUGCUCAAUAUAUUUUCCCUCAACAUGUUACUCCACAUGCUCGGGAUCUUAUAUCGAGUUUAUUGAGAGUGAAACCAGAAAGUCGUUUAAGUCUCAAAGAUUUGUUACUACACAACUGGAUAAAAAUUCACACACAUGAUACGCGGUAUCAUGAAAUUUUAUUAUAA